Messenger RNA from Xenopus tropicalis (tropical clawed frog), 3863 nucleotides. It is a transcript of the gene lgals8, whose product is annotated as lectin, galactoside binding soluble 8. The transcript is spliced from 11 exons. The record is from RefSeq and is a predicted model, not a curated record. NCBI's taxonomy places the organism in Eukaryota, Metazoa, Chordata, Amphibia, Anura, Pipidae. The coding region runs from base 599 to 1546 and encodes 315 amino acids. Gene Ontology annotation, molecular function: carbohydrate binding.
UCACUGUUCAAAGCACACACAUUUGGUUGCAUUUUACGCUACUUUAUUAUUAUUAUUUUCAUUCUGGAGUAAUCGGUGCAGUUUCCCAACCAAUCAACUAGUCAUCUCUCGGUAACCCCUGCAUCUUGCGCCCUUAUAACAUAUAGCGGUUCCCUCUUAAAAUCGUGCUGAAAUAGCUGCGACCACUUCUUUUGCGACUACGAUCCCUCAUCCCGCACUACCAUUGCGAAUGACCCAGCACAACACAGAGCAAGCACAGCGAACUGCCAACUGUCACAUGAUCUCCCAGCCUGCUCAUGUGACUAAACACUUUCAUUAUGAAGGAACACUUUCGCUGGGCAGGAAUGUGAUGACUGGCGAUGGAUAAGCCAAUCAAAUAAUGAGAUAGUGACAAUAGGCGUGGCCUUCCUUGGAGGACGGUGUGGGCGCUUUGAAAACCCGGAAGUGUAUGGAAUUUAUUCUUUGCCACUGUACCACGAUAGAAUCUUGUCGGUACCUGUGCUGAAAAGGCUGAACGUGUAUUCCUUAUUGUAAGCAUACACAGAGAGACUCAGACAUAACAACUGGCGACGAGGAAAAGGAAAUUAAACCCUGCAAAAUGGCGCAGACAGGACAUCAGCGAACAAUUCUGAAUCCGGUUGUACCUUACGUGGGUACAAUUUUUGGUGGCCUGGAACCAGGACAGAUGGUUGUAGUACAUGGGACUGUUCCUUCUGAUGCAGAUCGAUUUCAGAUAGACUUCCAGUGUGGAAGCAGCAUCCAUCCUCGUUCUGAUGUGGCUUUUCACUUCAACCCUCGCUUUAAAGGGUCCGGACACAUUGUAUGCAACACCCUACAAAAUGAAAAAUGGGGAUGGGAGGAAAAAACAUACCACUUGCCAUUUACAAAGGGGCAACCAUUUGAAGUUAUAUUUUUGGUUUUUCACCAUAAAUUUCAGGUGUCUUCAAAUGGAAAAAACUUACUUGUCUAUAAACACAGAAUCGGUCUAGAAAAAGUUGAUACGCUGGGUAUAUCUGGUAAAGUGAAGAUUAAUUCAAUUGGAUUUUUAUCUCAACCAACAAUUCUGGGUUCACAGCCAACAUCUUUUGCUGUAAACAGCAUAGAAGGAAAUCAGGGAAGAUCAGAAAAGCUGCUGACCUUUUCUGUUCCUUAUACAGGAUGCCUUCCUAGUGCUCUCAUCCCUGGGAAGACUGUGGUCAUUAAAGGAGAAGUACACAAGUAUGCUAAGAGGUUUGCCAUUGAUCUGAAGCCCCAUGGCUCCAAGGACAUUGCAUUACAUCUGAAUCCACGAAUAAAAGAAAAGGUGUUUGUCAGGAACACGUAUCUGUGUGAAAGCUGGGGGGAAGAGGAGAGACACCUGCUGGACUUCCCGUUUUGCCCGGAAAUGUACUUUGAGAUUCUCAUCUUCUGCGAGCUACAGCAGUUCAAGGUUGCUGUGAAUGGAGUACAUCAGCUGGAGUAUAAACACAGAUUCAAAGAUCUAAACAAGAUCAAUGAGGUUUCUGUGAAUGGUGAUGUUGAACUACAUGAUGUUCGCAUCUGGUAGGAUGUUAAAACUGCUGUAAAGGUCUUUUAAUAUUUAUCUGCAUUAUAAGGGAAUACACUAUACUUCUGGGAUAGCUUAACUGACUUUUUACUUAAUUAGUGAUGAGUGAAUCUGUCCUGUCUCGCUUUGCCAAAAAAUUCACAAAAUGGAGAAAAUUAGCAAAACGCAUUAAAGUCAAUGGGUGUUUUUUUUACAAUACUUGCAGUAUUAGGGGCAUUUUCUUUUGCAGCGAAAUAUUGUGAAAAAUUUUGCUCAUUAUUAUUAAUUAUAUAUAUUAGCUGUAAUACUAAUAGAUAUAAUGAUUAUUUUAUGCUAGACAUAAAAGUGUAAAUAAUAAUUUAUGGCAAAUACUGUAUAUAUAUUUUUUACCUUGAACCACACUGUUCAACACAAAACGGAAACUGUCAUCAAUUAUUUUUGUUUUUAAAAAUCCAGGCUUUGAGAUCAGUGGGGUGAAAAUUAAUGGAAUCAGUUAAAUGGCAUUUAUUUCCUUGUAAAGUGUUCCUUACAAUUUUAUUUCCCUCUCUGUAUAAGUAAAAUUGUAUUUUUCCCCCACUUUUAUUAGCAGGCUAUAUAUUUUUAGGAAAAUAAGUCUGUCUGGGAGAGAUUAAUCAUAGAGUCUGUCUGUCUGUCUGGGAGAGACUGAUCAUACCAAAGACCAGAAUUCUUUAAACUGGAUGUCGUUCUCCAAGGCAAUAGCAUGGCUCAAAAGCUCUAUAGACUUCUUUGUUUAUUUUGCUUGUACAGGUAUGGGACCUGUUAUUCAGAAUGCUUGAGACCUGGGGCUUUCCGAAUAAGAAAUCUCUCUAUAAUUUGGAUCACUGUACUUUAAAGGGCAGAUUUAUUAUGCAGUGUAAAAAAACGCAGACAAAUCGUCACACACCCUCAGGCUUCAGACUAUUUUUGCGUUUUUCUUCCGCCAGAACUUAUGUAAAAUAACGGCGUAAAAUCUGGUGUUGAGAGGGUGAACUUCUCCAUUUAUUUCCCACACUUUUUACACUUUUUUGUUGAAUUUUAUUUUCCACAGCAUAAUAAAUAGGCCUCUUAGUCUACUAAAAAUAAUAUAAAUGUUAAAUGAAUCCAAUAUGAUUGUUUUGUCUCCACUAAGGAUUAAUUAUAUCUUAGCUGAAUAAUGGGUUUCCGGAUAAUGGAUCCCAUACCUGUAUAGUAAAUCUGAUUCUAUCCAGUGUUUUACACUGUUAGAUGGUGUUCGAUGUUUUAUAUGAGGCGACCACUUAAUAAAUAACACUAUGGGGAAAAUGUAUCAACAUUUGGAAUUAAGUUUUUACUGCAAUUUAGAGUUUUUUUAAAAGGGGAACUAUCAUGAAUGGGAAUCUGUAUAACUCAGUACUUACAGGCAGUUUGUGUUCUGAGCAGAGAGGAAUGGGAGUGGUACAACCAAUCUUGACUGACAUCUAAAGUUCAACCCCCACCUGCCUAUCUUUCCUAUCUGAUAGAAAACCUGGAAAAGACUUUGAAGGUUCAACCCAAUUUCCCUUACAUUGUCUGACACUUCAUUGUCUUUUCACUCACCUGAGUCACUAACAAACACCUAGAACUUUAUUUUUUUGUAAUUUAUAAGAAAAACAUGAAAGAAGCCACAUAACACUUGUUUUUUUUUAGCAGCAGCAAUCAGGUUAUUUAGCACAAAGUCUCAGCAAUUUGAUAAAUACAUGCCAAGGCAGGUGAUGCUGGGAGUUGUAGUGAAACAAUAACUUUAGGGCAUUUUAUUCCUGUAAAACUAAAACUCACCUUUUGUAUAACUUAUAAACAAGUAAAUGCAACUUAUGGAUAGCAGAAUAUAUGGCCAUUUCUUAGGCUAACUCCACAGUAAGCCUAAGAAUGCAAAAGAGCCUGAAGUGCUGUGUAUAUAUGGGUAUAAAGCUGCUUUUCUGUUAUAUGUACAAAUGCAGCUUCAUCAGCACCCAGCCCAGCCCUCCAUUCCUUUACUUUCCCUUUGUACAUCUUUGCUCUUAAGGGGUGUGGCCUCAGGACAUGCCACAGCAAAUCAGCUUUCACUCUGCUCUGUCACUCACACAUUUCUGCGUCACUGACACAGACCAGGGAGCCACAGAUUCGGGAGGGUGGGGGAUAAUAUUUAGCCAUAACUUUGUAACGGUGCAACAUUGCAGACUUUAUAUUUUCAAUAUUAUAAAAAUAUUUUUCAUGAUAGUUCCCCUUUAAGUAGACAUUACAAAACUUAAUACAAUUGUUAUCAAAACCUAAAAGCAGAAUAUCAAUGUCAAACUAGAAUUAAAUUCCAAAAUCUAUUGCAUCUUUAAUUUUGAUGAAAUUUCAAUAAAAUUAAUUUCCGGUA